Messenger RNA from Ostertagia ostertagi, 1047 nucleotides. NCBI's taxonomy places the organism in Eukaryota, Metazoa, Nematoda, Chromadorea, Rhabditida, Trichostrongylidae. The record is from the annotation of a GenBank genome assembly.
AUGGAAGAGCUCUGUCUGCAGUUUGGUAGCGGAGAAGCGGUGAGCACAUUUGUUUUCAUGGAUUUUGAAACCACUGGUAGAGUAGCUCAACGCAGCGAGUAUCCACGAAUCACGGAAAUGUCGUUCAUCAGUGUACCACGUGAAGUGUUUGUUCGUGGGCAGGCAAGAAUGAAGGAAUUAUCCGAUAUGGUGGCUAGCGAGAGCUUGUAUGUACGACUAGCAGCAAAUGUCCAUUCACGUCAACUGAAUCCUGAGCUGGACGAAAAGCACUGGACUGCUUACGAAGCCUCUCGAAUAGCUGGAAAAAUUGCCCACAAUGGUUUAGCGUUCGACUAUCGUGUGUUAUAUGGAGAACUGAAACGAUGUGAUUUCAUUGAUAAGGACAUGGGAAUCCCAGACGGCGUGAGCGAGUUCACGUCGUCUUUCAUCGAUUCAUAUUUGGCCAUCCGAGAACUUGAGGAAAGGCAUCGCACUGAACUUCAGCAGGCGACGAGAUUGGUUGACUGGAAAAUGCUUUCUGAGCAAGUAUGCCUGAGUAGGGUUCCAGCUUGUGAGGAUAUUCCAGCUGCGAUUGAAGAGGACGCUAAUCGGAUUGCGCAGGUUGAUCUCAAAGAUCUGGAGGGACACUUGGCACAGCAGCAGUGUCCCGUGGACCCGCUAACUCCCACUCGCCCUCCGCCUCCCCGUGGAACUCUUAGUGAACCGGCAAAACUUUCCGGUCGUCGCCGUCUUUUUGACAGCGAGCUGCCUGGAAAUGAUCAUCCGCUUUUGUUUUUGAAUACGGAAGACUGGUCCCCAGCAAAACGACGUCGCGUUCGCCCGGAGUAUUUCAGGCGUUUGGAGGGUGGUCGCUGGGAUUUCAAUCGCACUGUGGCUCAAAUGAACACUAAGAACAAGUUGACCACAAUUUAUGAGACGGUGUUGAAGAAGCAGUUCACAGCACAUUACGCUCAAGAUGACACUGAAGCUUUGAUGCAGGUGUGCCUCGCGUAUGGAAAGGAAUUCGUGGAUUACGCUGACAACAAAUCUGCAGACUUUCCCUUCUGA